This is a messenger RNA of Cladophialophora carrionii CBS 160.54, 2601 nucleotides long. RefSeq lists its product as uncharacterized. Bases 1 to 2601 code for a protein of 866 amino acids. The record is from RefSeq and is a predicted model, not a curated record. The transcript has a single exon. NCBI's taxonomy places the organism in Eukaryota, Fungi, Ascomycota, Eurotiomycetes, Chaetothyriales, Herpotrichiellaceae.
AUGCGCAGAGAUCUGCCCUACUCGAAUGGAACAAUUUCUCAGUUGGACGUCACCUCAUUGACAACGACCGAGUCGACUAGUCCCACAUCGACCUCAGCAGUCUCAACGGGCGCUUCGUCCAGCAUUGAUCCAACUGCCUCAUCAGCCGUGCCACUGAGCACAACUCCGAGUCCUUCAAUAUUGCCACCACCAAUCCCCCCAUCACUAUUCGGUCCCAGUAAUCCAAGCGAUACAAUCCUCUCCAGCACAACAUGGUCCUCCACGGUACCAACAGUCACUUCCAGCACCACGCCUUUCACAGAUACAGUCACUUCUGCCUCGGGCCCUCCAAACGUUCCUUCUCAAGUUCUGCCACCAGACUACGACCCAGGCCAUACGUACGAUCCAGCUUCCUUCAGCUCAGUUUUGAGUCCUUCGGCGAUUUCUCCACCGCUUCCCCCAGUGGAUGUCGACUCAGGUGACUCUGGUUCGACUUUCUCCAGCUACGUACCAACAAUAGCUGCGCCUAGCACAGACUUCGGUCCUCGAAUCACCCCUCCACCACUGCCUUCAUCGCAUUGCGAUUCGCACGACCCAGACUGUUCCCCAAGCUCCCUCAGCAUUUCCAUUCCCUUCAUAUCUGCACCAACCUUCAGCGACUCCAGCAUCACGACCAACUUGUCGGAAUUUACCAUUUCGAGCAGACCCCCAUUGAAGACUCCACCAAGAUUACCUUCGUUUACAGGCAUUUUCACGAACUAUUCGACAUCCGUCGAUCUGAACGCCACGACGCCCUCAACCACCUGUACUGGCUCGGUCACUUACUAUGGUUCGGUUCCUCCUACCGUCUAUGUUACUGUCACGGAAGGUUUUGAUGUCACUGUGACCGCCAGUAAUGUUUCCGUGACCGAUACCCCGACGCUGGUCACUCCUUUACCGGCCUGCUCAGCAACGAUCAUGCCCUUAGACCAGUCGUUCGUUCCACUCAUGAGCACUGUCCCUUCAACCAACACCAAUCCUAAGGUUCCGCUCGUCGCAACCGCAUCGAGCCCCUUCAAUGCACCUCCUCUUCCACCUAACGCGACACCUGCCAUUGCUCCGGCUCCUCCAGACUCUCCGUUCGGGGCCCCGGCGCCUGCAGCUUCCUCCGAAGUCUAUUCUAGUGUCGAUUAUACCAGCACUGUUGUUGUCACCAAAAAGACUCCAGUGACUGUGGUUGUGCCACCGACGACCUCCCUGGACAUCAAUUUCAAUUUCCCGUCUCAGACCCCGACUCCCUCCCCGAAUAGUGGCGGUGGAAUUAACGAUGGCUCCGGCGGUAACAAUGGUGGGAGCAACAAUAACAACAACAACAACGGGGAGAGCAGUGGUGGCAGUGACAAUGAUCAGCCCGGCAAUGAGGGGAGCAAUGGUAAUACUGGCGGCGGUAGUGGUGCGAGCAAUGGUGGCAGUGGGAACACUGCAUCUUCAUUGCCUGAUGUCUUUGCUUCUAUCAAAAGUCAGGGGUCGACUGGAGGGUCACACUUCGUCAAUACCGGCACACCAACGACAUUAGGGCUUGGUAACAUCAUUGCUUCGAUCAUCAAUUCACCCUUUGUAGCUCCCUCGCCAGCUACUCGCGCCCCAGUGCCCGCAGCCGCUCCUCUGACAACCUCGGUCGGGGGCGUACCUGUUGUCGUAUUGCCGUCAAACAGUGUGGCAAUCGGGAGUCAGACCUUCGCAAUACCCAAUCUGGCCUCCACUACGGUCCAGGUCUCUGGUGUCGUUUUCACCCUUCAGCCCUCUCAAAUCGUGGCUCCUUCCGCCACAAUCACGUUCGUCCAGCCUCAACGGGAGCAACUGCUGACCCCGGUGGCCACGGGCACGAUUACCACGACCGUGGGUGACUUGACACUUACCGUUGGACCCACAGCUGCGAUCAUAUCGGGAACGACGUACAGGAUUGGAUCAGGUGCGCCGGCCACUACCGUCGUUGUCGAUGGGACGCGCAUCUCGGUCGGCGCUGGCGGGGUUGGACUACCUAGCACAACUGUCGCUCCUGGUGGCGUCACUGGUACGCCUUUUGUGGUGUACACGACGGAGGGUUUGACGUUUUCUGUCGGGAGUACUGUGGCUAUUGUUGGUGGGACGACCUACCGCAUUGGCUCAAAUGCUCCUGAAGUGACUGCUACCCUCGGCGCCGAUCAUGUAACAGUGUCGUUCGGUCCCUUGGGAGUCGGGCUGACCAGCACUACCCUGGCGCCAGGCGGUUCACCGUUUGUGGUUGUUACUGCAGAAGGCUUGACAUUCUCCAUUGAUGGCACUGAAGCAGUUAUCAGCGGCACGACUUACCGCAUAGGGUCGAAUGCUCCUCAAGUGACGACGAGCCUGGGCUCCGGUCACGCGUCUGUUUCAUUUGGUCCCGGCGGAGUUGGCCUGAAGUCUACCACAAUCCAUCCUACCACGGCCGUGUCGCACUCGACACAGACGGCGAAGACUGGGUCAAAGGCAACAUCCCCCACAACCUCUGCAACGCAGUCGGCGGCUCUGGGCAGUGGUGCAUCAACCCAGGCUCGUGUCUCUGUCUCUGGCCUCUUUGGCUGGCCUUUGCUGGCCAUGCUUCUUCUCUUGCUUGUUAUCUAA